Molecule: messenger RNA, 414 nt
Organism: Iphiclides podalirius (scarce swallowtail)
Lineage: Eukaryota; Metazoa; Arthropoda; Insecta; Lepidoptera; Papilionidae
Source: the annotation of a GenBank genome assembly
AUGCAAGACGAGUGUAAAGCGGAGGAGGCGAAGUGCAUCAGCGCGUUUGAGAGACGGAAGCCCACAAAGGUGCUGAAGAUAGCCGAGAGCUUCACGAAUUUAGAUGAAACGGCAAAGGCGGGACGCUACUUGCGCGGUCCUUAUUCUAAGACGGGACGGAGGUACCGCGACGUUCAAGAAAACGGUUGUAGGACGAAACGCGGUGUGUGUUGUGAAAAUGAGUGCGAGGAGUCGAGUGUAAGUGAGGAUAGUGAGAAACUUGGUGACAGAAGAGUGACUGGGUCGUCAUGCACUGCGCUACGGACUGCGGUGGCGGCCCUAUAUCCUUUCGAUGAUUUCGUUUUGGAGAAGAUUGGGGAGGGUUUCUUCUCCGAGGUGUUCAAGGUGAGUUCUAAUAAGCUUGUACUUUUUAUU